Molecule: messenger RNA, 3626 nt
Organism: Columba livia (rock pigeon)
Lineage: Eukaryota; Metazoa; Chordata; Aves; Columbiformes; Columbidae
Gene: CFAP70
Product: cilia and flagella associated protein 70
Exons: 29
Coding region: 129-3464 (1111 amino acids)
Biological process (GO): cilium movement; cilium assembly
Cellular component (GO): motile cilium; extracellular exosome
Molecular function (GO): protein binding
Source: RefSeq, a predicted model, not a curated record
CGUUGCCGUGGUUACGUGACGCGAGCCCUCCUCCGAGGCAGGUGAGGCGGAGGUUCGCGCCCCGCCGCCGGCCGGACCCGCCUCUCGCCGCCCCGGCGGCCUCCUGUGCCCGGUGCGGUGAGGGAGCAAUGGAGGUCCCUGUGGGGCUGCCUUCCAGAAAGGACUCCUCUGCCUUAGGCGCAGCUGCAGCUCUUCCCAGCGAGUCACAACCAACACCAGCAAAACCAGUACAGGUCACAGUACUGGAGGCGCAGAACCUGAAAAGUAUCAAAAGCGAUGCGUCAGUGACUUUGGUGCGUGUGGAGUACAAUGGAGCAGUGUUGGGAGACUCCUGCCAGACUCAGGUCUUGCCAGACGGGACAGCAAACUAUAAUUUCACGACCAGCUUUGAGUGCAGCCCCAGUGGGCCCAACUCCUUGGACAGCAUUGUGCAAAAUCUUGUGCUCUUGACAGUGAUAGAAGUGCACAAGGAGAAGAAACAGAAGGAGAAGACUGUGCCGCUUGGCCAAGCUGUGGUGGACCUUCUACCUCUGCUGCAAGGACAGUGUUCAUUUAAGGUCUUGGCUCCUUUGUAUGCAGUGCCUGCCUCUCCGUUAGAGAGUGUUCAGCUGGAGGCCAAGGGUGGCCUUGAAGUGACAGUGUGCACCGAAGAGCCUCUGCUUUCUGCAACGCAGCUUUCAGAGGGGAACCUCCUGAGCGUCACGCUGGAGGCUGCUUAUUCUGUCCCUGAAGCAUUUGCUGCUGCUGGACCCCUACAGAACUUCAUGGCUUGCUUGCAAGUGCCAGCAGCCGGGGAGAAAGAAUUCCCCUUGCUCUUCAUGAAUGGCAUCUUGAAGCCUGCUGGUGAAAAAGAGCCGUUGCCCCGACCCAAAAAAUGGCCCCUUGCUAAUAUCAUGGCCCCUGGUGCUCUGAGCAUACCUAACUCCUUCAUCGUUGGUGGUCCCUAUGAGGAUGAGGAUGGAGAGCUCAACAAAAGAGAGGACAUGGAAUUCAGGAUCCAAGCAGAGAGCACGAAAAGAGUCGUAUGGGAUGUGGAAAGACGCUGUUACCUGGAUCCCGCUGCAGUGGUCAUCCUGCAGAAGCGCAUUGCAGAGUGCCGGUACUGGCCCGUGGAGGUCUGCAGGGUGUCUGUGGGCUCACCCAGCAAGGGGAAAACUAGCAAAGCUGACAAGGGAGAUGAGGACAAGCAGAUUUCCUUCCAUGGCGUGGCAUAUGUCAACAUGGUGCCUUUGCUGUGCCCUGGUGUGAAGCAGAUCCGAGGUGCCUUUCGUGUCUUUGCCUACCACAGCAGCGAGGUGUUUGAGAAGACCAAAAGUCAGCACAGUGUUUUCCGGGAUCUCAGGAAGCUCAGUCUGAGUAAGGAAGGGUUGUGGACCCCAGGAAUCGGUUCUCCCCUUUCCAGCGCUGUUCACAGCAAGAUUCAGAAGGAAGACAAAAUCACCAAAGAUACCACCAGAAGGAUGUCCAACCUGCUCAAAAUUCCGUUGCCAGAUGCCAUUGCAGAAACUGAAAACGUCACAUCUCUCAGCCUUGAUGGGCAGCAAUACAUUGAAGCAGAAACGUUCCUGGUGAUGGAGAUAAAGCUGGACAAGGCCUUGGUACCAAAGCGAUCACGAGAGGAGCUCACCAGCCGGGUCAGCCAGAUGAUUCCUCCUCGCCCUCCGCUGCCUGCUCGGACUGAAGGAGCCAAGAAGGCUGUGGAAUAUUAUCACAAUCAUGUCACAAGCAUUGCCGUUGCCAUCCUAAGUGAAUACCAUGAGCUCUUUGGGAAGCAGCUGCCUGACUGGGGAGCGAUAGACCCCCAAACCCUGCAGGAACAGAAGCGUCAGCUCAACUUAGAGCUCAAUAGGUCUGGGAAAUAUUUCGCUUUUAAGGAACAGCUAAAGUAUGCUGUAGUGAAGAUUGUGAGGGAGAAAUACCUGAAAACCACAGCGUUUGAGACCCAGGAGCAAUUACAGGCAUUUCUCAGUGAGCUCUACGUGUACCUCGUGGACCAGAUGCAUGUUGCCCUGAACCAGCUACUCUUUGAGGAAGCUGCUCCUCCUGCCCCUCCUCCCCGUGUGACCGAGGAUCAGCUUUGGCUCUUUGCUCGCGAAGCUGAAGUCAACAAGGACUACAAGCUGGCAGCUCUCUACCACCAGCAGAGAGUAGCUCAGGACCAGUGCAACAUCCAGUACCGCCUGGACUAUGGGAUUUUCUGCCUUCUGCUCGAGGAAAGAAUGAAAGCCCAGGAGUGCUUCAGGGAGGCUCUUUCUCUGGAUCCCCACCACGUCCAAAGCUUGCUGCUCUGUGGGAUUGUGGCAGUCAUGCUGCAGCACUGUGAGGAGGCAGAGAUUUUCUUUGAGGAUGCCUGCUGCUUGGAGCCAUCCAACGUUGUAGCCUGGACGCUUUCAGGUUUGUUUUAUGAGCUGCAGGAUAAUAAUAUUCAGGCAGAAAUGGCCUUCCGUGAGGCAAAGAAGCUACUGCAAGCACAGCUUGCCGAGGAGAGGAGCAUCCCUGAGGCUGUUGAGGGAGAAGGAGGGGAAAAGCCCAUUUCUGCUGCAGAUGUGAAGUCUCCCAGCCCAAGUCCAGAAGAGCGCUCACCAGAGGGGGUUCCAAAUGGCUCAGCUGACAAACUGCCAGAGACAGCAGAGCAUGCCCAGGACUGCACAGCACCCAAGGAAGAGGCUACGGCACCAGAGGCAGCUCCAAAAGCUGAGGAACCUCCAGCGGAGCAGGUUCAUCCCAGGUUUCAGAGCAGCACUUCUCAGGAUGGACAGCCAGCAGCACCAUCCCCUGGUUCAGGACUUAGCCAACCUCCCUGCACAAUCUUCAUGAAGACAGUGGAAUUCCUGAUGAAAGUCAACGCUGUCCAGUUUGUUCACAGAGCGCUUGCCCACGAGCUGCUGAACCUCCAGGGAGGUCCGUCCUGUGCUUACUACCUGACGCUGGCCCAGACUUACUUGCUGAAGGAAGAUUUCUCCAAAUGUGAAGAAUGUCUCUGUGAGGCCAUUAACAUCAACUACCUGAAUCCAAAUGUCUGGGCUCAGAAAGGGCACCUGUGCUACCAGAAAGGGAAUUUUCAUGAGGCAAAGGAGUGCUACGAGCGAGCCAUCGGUUUUGUGGAGGAUGCUGCGGAUAUGCACUUCAUCUACCUGCACCUGGGCUCCAUUUACCUGGAAGAGAAAGAGUAUGGCCAAGCAAAGCAGACCUACCUGCUCGCCUGCAAGAACUCUGCGUCCUGUCUCACCUGGCUGGGGGUGGGAAUCGCCUGCUACAGGCUGGAAGAGAUGGUAGAGGCAGAGGAUGCUCUCUCAGAAGCCAAUGCCCUAAAUAACACCAACGCUGAAGUGUGGGGAUAUCUUGCCCUCAUCUGCCUGCAGUGUGGGUUGUGUCCUCAGCAGCUGCUCUCGUGCCGUUUCUGCAGGGAGGCCGGGAGCGGGAGGCCGAGCAGUGCUACAAGUACAGCGUCAAGCUGGGCCUGAGGAACGACGCGUUGCUGCGGGAGAUCCGCGCCGCCCAGCAGCGACUCGGCUUCGGCGACCCGGCCCUCUGAGCCCCGCGGAGGCCGGCCCUCCGCUCCCUUCCGGCGCUGUCCUCUCCCCCCCGCACCGGAGCCCCGUUCCAAAUAAAGUCCCCGAGCGCUC